Lotus japonicus is the source of this 3190-nucleotide messenger RNA. Its product is annotated as subtilisin-like protease SBT2.2. NCBI's taxonomy places the organism in Eukaryota, Viridiplantae, Streptophyta, Magnoliopsida, Fabales, Fabaceae. Gene Ontology annotation, biological process: proteolysis. The record is from RefSeq and is a predicted model, not a curated record. The transcript has 10 exons. Bases 413 to 2953 code for a protein of 846 amino acids. Gene Ontology annotation, molecular function: serine-type endopeptidase activity.
AAUAAAACGUUCAAAUUCACAAAGCCCAAGAAAAAGGCUUUACUUGCAGGUUCUCCUCUAUACUCUCUUCUUCAGCUAUUAACACUCUCUUCCUCAAAAAAAGUAAACAAAACAAAAGGGACUUCGUCACUCACCCAAAAAGGUGCUUACUUUAUCACUGUCUCACACUUCUAGUACUUCCUCAGCAUCAGGUUCCAUAUCCCUCAAACAAAGCACAAAGCUUUCUGAGGGUGUUCCAUUUCCUUCACUGAACUGAGUGAGCUGCAUUCUGUAAAAUACUAAAGGCAAAGUCUUCAAGUUUACAAUGGGUUUCUAAAGAGUUGUUUCUCAGUUUCUUCUGGGGUUGCUUUGUUUGGAUUCAACUGGGUCUUCAGUUUUCAGUUUUAGCACUUUUGUCUCCCUGAAAACCCAGAUGGGGAAGAACAGUUUUUUAGUACAUUUGGUGGUGGUGUUUUGCUUGGGGAUGGUUUUACCUUGUUUGUGUGUUGAUGAUCCAGAUAAUGCUACUUCUGAUGUGUAUGUUGUUACUCUGAGACAUGCUCCUGCUUCUCAGUACUAUGGUGAGCUGAAAACUGUGGAUAAUGGCUUCAAACAUGAUGCUUCUGGGAGAACUCAAUUUCACAAACCAAGAUCUAGCAAUCUUACAAAGACAGAAAAGAUAUAUGGCUCUUACAUUGCUCAAGCUCAUGAUUCUUUGUUGAAGAAAGUGUUAAAAGGAGAGAAAUAUAUGAAGCUCUAUAGUUACCAUUACCUGAUAAAUGGAUUUGCUGUGCUGGUUACCCAACAGCAGGCAGAGAAACUAUCUAGGAGCAGUGACGUGUCGAAUGUGGUUUUGGAUUUCGCUGUAAGAACUGCAACUACGCAUACACCACAGUUUUUGGGUCUGCCGCUGGGAGCAUGGUCUCAAGAUGGUGGGUUUCAAACUGCUGGAGAAGGGGUUGUUAUUGGGUUUGUUGACACUGGCAUAGAUCCAACACACCCUAGCUUUGGUGAUACUAAGUCUGAUCAUUCAUAUCCUGUUCCUGCUCAUUUUUCUGGCGUCUGUGAGGUUACUAGGGAUUUUCCGUCUGGUUCUUGCAAUAGAAAACUUGUUGGGGCCCGUCAUUUUGCUGCAUCUGCUAUAACCAGGGGAAUAUUUAAUGUUUCUCAAGACUAUGCUUCUCCCUUCGAUGGCGAUGGCCAUGGCACGCAUACAGCAUCUACUGCAGCAGGAAACCAUGGGAUUCCAGUGAUUGUUGCCGGGCAUCACUUUGGGAAUGCUAGUGGGAUGGCUCCUCGAUCACACAUUGCUGUUUACAAGGCGUUAUACAAACGCUUUGGAGGAUUUGCUGCAGAUGUUGUUGCAGCUAUUGACCAGGCAGCUCAGGAUGGGGUUGACAUAAUAAGCUUGUCAAUCACUCCUAAUAGGCGUCCUCCAGGUGUUGCAACUUUCUUCAAUCCGAUCGACAUGGCCUUACUUUCAGCUGUAAAAGCUGGCAUUUUUGUAGUGCAAGCUUCAGGAAAUACUGGACCAUCACCAAUGAGCAUGUCCUCUUUCAGUCCAUGGAUCUUUAGUGUCGGUGCUGCUUCUCAUGACCGGGUUUAUAGCAACUCCAUAUUUCUUGGAAAUAAUGUGACCCUACCUGGAGUAAUACUUGCACCUGGCACAGCUGAAAACAAACUUUACAAAUUAAUUUUUGCACGCCAUGCUCUGAACAACGACACUACGGUUGCUGAUGAUAUGUAUGUCGGUGAGUGCCAAGAUGCAAGUAAGUUCAAUAAGGAUUUGAUCCGAGGGAACCUCUUGAUGUGCAGCUAUUCUAUUCGGUUUGUGCUGGGGAUCUCCAAUGUCAAACUGGCCGAACAAACAGCUAAGAACCUUAGUGCAGUUGGUAUUGUCUUCUAUAUGGAUCCUUAUGUGAUUGGUUUUCAGCUUAACCCAAUUCCAUUGAAAAUGCCUGGCAUACUAGUUGUAUCCACAAAUGAUACCAAGAUUUUGAUGCAAUACUACAAUUCUUCAUUGGAGAUAGAUCCAGCUUCAAAGAAAGUUGUUAAAUUUGGGGCAGUUGCCCGUAUCUGUGGUGGACUAAAAGCAAACUACAGUAAUAAUGCCCCAAAGGUUAUGUAUUACUCUUCCAGAGGACCAGAUCCAGAGGACAGUCUUCCUCAUGAAGCUGACAUUUUGAAACCCAACUUGUUAGCUCCUGGAAAUUUUAUAUGGUCUGCUUGGAGUUCUCUUGGCGCCGAUUCUGCUGAAUUUCAAGGUGAGAAUUUUGCACUGAUGUCCGGCACGAGUAUGGCUGCACCACAUGUUGCUGGUCUUGCUGCACUAAUUAAGCAAAAGUUCCCAAAUUUCAGUCCUGCAGCCAUUGGAUCUGCGCUUUCUACUACUGCAUCCCAGUAUGACAAGAGUGGCGGACCAAUAAUGGCUCAGCGAUCAUCUGCUUUUCCAGAUGAAAACCAAACUCCGGCAACUCCUUUUGACAUGGGGUCUGGGUUUGUGAAUGCAACUGGAGCACUGAAUCCGGGUUUGGUUUUUGAUUCCAGUUAUGAUGAUUACAUGUCAUUUCUGUGUGGUAUCAAUGGUUCAGCUCCGGUGGUGCUAAACUACACUGGUCAAAAUUGUGGGAGCUAUAACAGCACUGUACUUGGUCCUGAUCUGAACUUGCCCUCAAUCACUUUAUCAAAGCUAAACCAAUCUAGAAUAGUGCAGAGGACAGUCCUAAACAUUGCAGGGAAUGAAACUUAUAGUGUUGGUUGGGAUGCUCCUUCUGGGGUUUCAGUGAAAGUGACUCCAAGUCACUUCACUAUUGCCAAUGGUGAAAGGAAAGUCUUGUCUGUCCUCUUGAAUGCAACCCUUAACAGCACCGUUGCCAGCUUUGGGAGGAUUGGGCUGUUUGGUAAUCAAGGUCAUGUUGUCAAUAUUCCUGUGUCAGUCACUGUCAAAAUAUCAAAUAACAUCACGAAGAGUUAAUAAGGAUAACAUUUAGAUUUUGUGUUUCUAUGGGGUUCUAAAAUAUAUUAGCUAUUUUUUGAUUCAUUAGUCAUGUAAAGUUGUUAAAAUUUAACCUUGUAUAGUUAUAGAUAGAUGUGAUCAUGUGAGAUCAGUCUUUCAUUCAGGGUUAAUUCUGGAAUCAAACAGCCAUCGCCCAUCAGAAGCAUGUAUUCUUGAGGAAAACUCAUAUGAUGAAUAAACAAUGAUUAUGCUUAA